AUGGCAAGCGGAGAUCCGGUUCUGUGGAGCCUAUACGUCUACGCUCCCAAUCACGGAGCUCCAAUCUUCUUUGCCAUCGCCUUUGCUAUUUCUGCCGUCUUUCAUAUUUGGCAAUGCUUUCAAUAUAAGGCAUUUAGAUUGGUCGGAUUACAGUCUGCAUGCGCUGUAGUAUUCGUGGCAGGCUUUGUGAGUCGAGAGUACUCGUCGUACCACUACAUCUACGAAGAAGAUUCAAAUGAUGUUCUCAUCCCCUUUAUCCUUGGUCAAGUCUUCAUAUAUGCAUGCCCGCCCCUUCUCGAGCUUUCGAAUUACCAUGUCCUCGGCCGCGUGUUUUUUUACGUUCCUCACUGCGCUCCACUGCCUGCUUCCAGUGUUCUCCGUAUAUUUGGAGGCCUCAUGGCUAUCGUCGAAGCCUUGAAUGGCGUGGGAGCUUCUUUAUCUUUUAAUCCAUCGGCGUCGCCUGGUACACAAACGCUUGGAAGCCACUUGAUAUUGGCAGUCCUCAUCAUACAACUCAUAGUUAUCACCAUCUUCAUCGGCAUGACGUCUACUUUCCACGUCAGAUGUAUCAAAGCUUCGGUACCAUCCAAAAAUGUCUACACUCUGCUAGCGACGCUAUACAUGAGUAUGACGCUAAUCUUCAUAAGAUGCAUCUAUCGCCUGGUAGAACACACUGGCGAUACAAAGGUAGAUAUCACUGACCUCGAGGCCCUUAAACAACUGAAUCCUCUUUUGCGAUACGAAGUCUACUUCUACAUCUUCGAGGCCACUCUUAUGCUUCUCAACUCUAUACUAUGGAAUGUAUGGAACGCAGGUCGCUUGUUGCCGGCAAACCCGCAUAUCUAUCUGGCACAAGAUGGAAUUGAGGCCAUGGUCGAAGUGCCACCGGAUACUCGGCCGUUUUGGCAGAAAGCUGUGCACAGGUUCACAUUUGGGGUGUUAUAUGGCGCAAAGAGUCCUGUUGUGAGACUUGAAGAGCUGACCGAGUACUCGAGAGACAGCGGAAAUGAGCAAGCUGGAGCGCAUAUGCUUAAGUGA
Messenger RNA from Trichoderma gamsii, 1038 nucleotides. Its product is annotated as RTA1 domain-containing protein. The transcript is spliced from 4 exons. The coding region runs from base 1 to 1038 and encodes 345 amino acids. The record is from RefSeq and is a predicted model, not a curated record. Lineage: Eukaryota; Fungi; Ascomycota; Sordariomycetes; Hypocreales; Hypocreaceae. Gene Ontology annotation, cellular component: membrane.